This is a messenger RNA of Penicillium coprophilum, 1776 nucleotides long. RefSeq names its product flavin-containing monooxygenase. The transcript has 9 exons. Gene Ontology annotation, molecular function: flavin adenine dinucleotide binding; monooxygenase activity. NCBI's taxonomy places the organism in Eukaryota, Fungi, Ascomycota, Eurotiomycetes, Eurotiales, Aspergillaceae. The record is from RefSeq and is a predicted model, not a curated record. The coding region runs from base 1 to 1776 and encodes 591 amino acids.
AUGUAUCCGCUUCCCGAAAUUCCCUGUUCCCUACCUGACAUCAAUAUUCCCGAGUUGGAUAUCUCCAAAGUCACAAACAGCUUGGUCGAACAAUUGCAAAACCUAGAUCAGGAUUGCUUUGUCGGCGAUGCCAUUUGGAGGGACUCCUUUGCCAUGACCGGAUCACUUCGUACAUUCUACACGUCAGAAUCAGUCUGUACCGCCUGGAAGGCAACCGAUGCCAGAGUCAAGGCAUUCGGGUUCUCAAUAACCCCAGACACUGCCAAAACUACUCGACUGGCGGCGAAUAUUUCAUGGGUCGAUGUAGGUUUCUCUUUCCAAACAAAGGGUCCACCUGAGACUACAUGCAGUGGGACUGCUUCCCUUGUUCCAGACGCGCAGGGCAACUGGAAGAUUUGGGUUCUUUGCACGAUCCUCGAGCAAUUGACCGGCGAGAAUAACGUGGAUCUGCUUGAUCCGCCUGAAGACAGCCCAUUGAACGGAUUAUCCAAAGGCUCCAACCCAACAGAUUGCUAUGACUGUAUAGUGGUUGGUGGAGGACAAGCCGGGCUAAGCUGUGGCGGUCGGUUGCAGGCAUUAUCCAUGUCCUAUGUCGUUCUAGAUGAGAAUAAUGAGGUUGGAGAUAGUUGGAACACUCGUUACGACUAUGUGAAAUCACAUCUCCCCUUUGAUCGAACUUUCCCAGACACCUAUCAGAGAUUUCUCACGAAGAAGGACUUGGCGAAAGGGUACCAAGACUGGGUUGCAAAAUUCGGAAUUAAUAUAUGGCAGCAGACCACCCUUCGUUCCGGAAAGUGGCACGAACAAGAAAGUGUUUGGGAGUUGAACGUCGAGCGAAACGGAGAAGCCCAGAAGAUGUUUUGCGCCCAUGUGGUACUAGCUAAUGGAGGAGCUCAGAUACCUGCAUCUCCAAGCUACAAGAAUCAGGAGAGCUUUGAAGGUACCAUUCUGCAUUCAGCGGAAUACAAGUCAGGGGUACCAUGGGUAGGAAAACAUGGGAUCGUGAUUGGCACGGCGAAUACAGGCCACGACAUCGCGGAAGACAUGUUAGACGCAGGUCUGGCAUCAGUAACGAUGGUUCAGCGAUCCCCGACAUAUGUUGUCCCAGCCGACCACAUUAAUACAUUACUUGACCCCUACUACAAUUCCUCGGUGCCAACGGAAAUCGCUGAUCGCAUUUAUCACAAUAUGCCCCUUGCUGUGACCAGAUUGGUUUAUCAGACAGUUUUGCAUGCCAUGGCAAGCCAAGAAUCCCAACCUUUUGAUGGUCUUGAAGCCGCUGGUUUCAAGACCGACAGAUAUGGAGAUAUAGUGCAUAAUCUUUACGAGCGUUCCGGGGGACACUAUAUGGAUGUAGGUGCAUCACGAAAGAUUGGGGCUGGCCUGAUCAAAGUGAAGUCAGACGCGCUGCCAACUGAGUAUACCAAAGAUGGACUGAGAUGCAGCGACGGUGAUCAUUUGAAAUCAGAUAUCAUCGUUUUUGCAACUGGGUUUGUUUAUGACAUGCAAAAGACGGUAGGAAAAUUUUUCGGAGAGGAGAUUGCAUCUCAGGUCGACGGCUUUUGGGGUCUGGAUGAAGAGGGCGAGCUCAAAGGCGCAUUCAAGCCUACAGGGCAUCCUGCCCUGUGGUACAUCGGCGGGCCAUGUAGUCAUGCUCGGUACUACUCACGUUUCAUAGCCCUGCAGUUGAAGGCUUUGCUCACCGGAGAACCCCUGCCUAUAUAUUGGGACAAAUUCCCGCUCGAAAAGCGUCCAAAUUCCAUCAACGUCGCUUAA